This is a messenger RNA of Phasianus colchicus (ring-necked pheasant), 3370 nucleotides long. The record is from RefSeq and is a predicted model, not a curated record. NCBI's taxonomy places the organism in Eukaryota, Metazoa, Chordata, Aves, Galliformes, Phasianidae.
AUGGAGAAGAUGGAAACAAAGUACUGCAGCAGUGACAGAGAAGAAACUUUCAAAACAGAACUGCCAUACUGCAUAGGAGAAAUUGACUUCACAGCUUCUGGGAAGAAACGUGGAAAGUUUAUUAAGGUCCCGUGCACUAUUCAUCCUGGAGUCAUAUUUGAAGUCAUGCUCAACAAAUGGAAGUUACCAGCUCCCAAUUUGGUUGUCUCUUUAGUAGGGGAAGAAGAAAAUUUCCAGAUGAAGCCUUGGUUGCGAGACACCUUAAAAAAAGGACUCAUAAAGGCAGCCCAAAGCACAGCUCACUGGGAUGGAAGCCUUGUACACUACCAAUCAGAUGAUAAUGCCCAAGGCCCACUGUAUUCACUGGACCACAAUCAUUCCCAUUUUAUUUUGGUGGAUCAUGUAACACCAGAGGAACCAGAUGGGACCACUAAACUACGGCUCACCUUGGAAAAGCACAUUUCAGAACAGCGUACUGGGUAUGGUGGAACAGGCAGCAUUGAGAUCCCCGUGCUUUGCUUACUGGUAAAUGGAAGGCCAGGCACACUUGAGAGAAUUUGCAUCGGUUUGGAAAAUUCCGCUCCCUGGCUCAUCUUAACAGGGUCUGGAGGAACAGCUGACAUCUUAGCUGCAUUCAUGGAUGAGCCGCAGCUUAUCAAGCCAGAAGCUGUUGAAAAGCAAUUUAAAGAGAAAUUCCCUGCAGAAAGCUUCCCGUGGAAGGACAUUCUCCAAUGGACAGCAACAAUUCGGAGCAUUAUUUCACACCAACAUCUCCUAACUCUGCACAACUUUGAGCAAGAUGAUUCAGAACUAGACACAGUCAUUUUAAAAGCUCUAGUAAAAGCAUGUAAAAGUCACAGUCAGGAUGCCCAGGAAUAUCUGGAUGAACUCAAGUUGGCAGUGGCCUGGAAUAGAGUGGACAUAGCUAAAAGUGAAAUAUUCAAUGGCGACGUGGAGUGGAAGUCCUGCGACCUGGAAGAAGUGAUGAUGGAUGCCCUGAUCAACGACAAACCAGAAUUUGUAAAGUUAUUUAUUGACAAUGGGGCCAACAUAUCCGAAUUCCUGACAUACAGUCGUCUGCAGAGACUCUACUGCUCCAUUUCGCAGAAGUGCCUCCUCUAUGAACUUCUGUUGAAGAAACAUGAGGAAAGCAAGUUGACAUUGGCAGGCCUCACUGGUCAACAGCAGAAGGAGAUCUCCCCACUCUUCACUCUCAGUGAAGUUUCUAGAGUUCUCAAGGAUUUUCUCCACGACGCUUGUAAAGGUUUCUAUCAAGAUGUCAGACAUGGAGGCAAGAAUAGAUCAGAUAAAACGAAUUCAAGGCAAUUACCUGGGCCCUUGGAUAUGAACCAGAAAAGCGAGAAGCCUUGGAGGGAUUUGUUUGUAUGGGCAGUACUUCAAAACCGGCACAAGAUGGCAAACUAUUUCUGGGCUAUGGGCCAGGAGGGCGUAGCUUCAGCUCUGGCAGCCUGUAAGAUCCUCAGGGAGAUGUCCCGUCUGGAGACAAAGACAGAAGUAGUGCAUGUAAUGAAAGAGGCCAAGUAUGAGCAACUCGCUGUUGAGCUGUUCAGUGAAUGCUACAGCAACAGUGAGGAGAGAGCAUUUUCUCUGUUGGUGAGGAAAAGUCAGUACUGGAGCAAAACCACCUGCCUGCACCUGGCUACAGAAGCAGAUGCAAAGUCAUUCUUUGCACAUGAUGGUGUCCAGGCCUUCCUAACAAAAAUAUGGUGGGGAGACAUGUCUACAAACACACAGAUCCUGAAGUUAAUAUGUGGAUUCUGGUGUCCCUUCCUAAUCUACACAAAUUUAAUAGCAUUCAGUGAGGAAAAACAACCAAAGAAUGAGACAGAGCCCUUUAAAGAGCUGGACAGUUUGGAUACAGAAAGGACUUUGUUUCUUUCUAAGGAAGAAUACAGAAGAAGUGGUAAAUUAGAAAAACAGAACCCUUCUGAAAACACAGCGUGGGCAACAUUCAUCUUUACUCGGUGGAAAAAAUUCUGGAGUGCCCCUGUAACUGUAUUCAUGGGAAACGUUAUUAUGUAUUUUGCUUUUCUGUUUCUAUUCACUUAUGUCCUUUUACUGGAUUUUAAGCCACCUCCACCUGAAGGUCCAUCUGCUAAAGAAAUUAUACUGUACUUCUGGGUUUUUACCCUGGUCUUGGAAGAAAUCCGACAGAGUUUCUUUAUGGAUGAAGACACAAAUUUAAUGAAAAAGUUUAAAUUAUACGUAGAGGAUAACUGGAAUAAAUGUGACAUGGUGACCAUCUUCCUCUUCAUAAUUGGGGUAACCUGCAGGAUGCUCAACUCAACUUUUCAAGCUGGCCGCACAAUCCUCGCCAUUGAUUUUAUGGUGUUUACACUUAGACUUAUACACAUUUUUGCAAUUCACAGACAACUUGGACCAAAGAUCAUAAUUGUGGAGAGGAUGAUGAAAGAUGUUUUCUUCUUCCUAUUUUUCUUGAGUGUGUGGCUCAUUGCCUAUGGUGUGACAACUCAAGCUCUGCUUCACCCUGAUGACAGCCGAGUGGAGUGGAUAUUCAGAAGGGUGCUUUAUCGUCCCUACCUCCAGAUAUUUGGCCAGAUCCCACUGGAUGAAAUAGACACCUCACGAGUAUAUCCCAGGAACUGUACAUUUAAUCCACUGCAGAUUCUACAGAACUCGCCAUCAUGCCCCAACGACUAUGCCAACUGGCUUGUCAUACUUCUGUUGGUCAUCUUCCUACUAGUCACAAACGUUCUCCUUAUGAAUCUCCUGAUUGCUAUGUUCAGCUACACUUUUCAAGUUGUUCAGGGCAAUGCAGACAUCUUCUGGAAACUACAACGCUACAACCUGAUUGUUGAAUAUCACGGACGGCCUGCCUUAGCACCACCGUUUAUCAUUAUUAAUCACAUAACUUUGGUUCUUCAAAUAAUCUUCAACAAAAUGGAACACAAGAAACAGCAUCUGGAAAGAGAUCUUCCAGUUGGCCUAGAUCAAAAAAUCAUAACGUGGGAGCUGGUGCAAAAAGAAAAUUAUCUAAUAAAACUUGAACAAGAAAGAAAAGAAAGCAAUGAAGAAAGGCUGAAGGCCACAUCUAAUAAGGUGGAUAAUUUGUCUAAAUACCUCAGUGGAUUGAAAGAGCAAGAAAAGAGGCUUAAAGUUAUCGAAUCCCAGAUUUGCUACUGUACAGCUGUUAUCUCCUCCAUGGCAGAUGUUUUAACCAAAACCAACCUCUUCUGCAAGCAGACAGAUCCAAACUACACACGUUUGAGAAAUGCCAGUACUGAAGUGCCUUUGCCAGAAAGGGUUGAGAGAGAAGAGUGUGCAGAUCCAACUGAGGCUGACGUCACAUACAUCGAUAAUUAAAUUUCAUUCUCAUUUCUUUGGAUUG